AUGGAUAGUGAAGUUGAGCCAGUGAAUGAAUGUUUGUUAUUAGACACAAACCAGUACAAUUGGAUGAAGAUUCCUCUACCUGAUUCUGUUACUGGUAGAUUUGAUCAUACUGUAUCAUCUUUUGUUGUCGAUCCUAAUCAUGUGUUCCUGAUUGUAUUGGGAGGUGAUGUAAAGAUGGAAGAGAAAAAUGUAGGAGGAGGAGUAAUGGAAUGGGUUAGUACACGUGUGACUGAGCCUAAUAACACAAUGGUAGUAGAACUUGUUUUUAAUGAUGGUCAAUGGUCAGUGGGUCCAGUAUUAGAUUCAUAUAAUAUUCCUUUAUUGUAUGAACUAAUACUAAAAUAUAGAAGAAACGAAUUGAUUGGAAUGAAUGAAUACAUGACAGAUAAAGAGAAGGAGCUUCAAGUCAUCAAUGAGUCUUUACUUUAUGAUCUACAAGUGUCUAGAAUUAAUAACCAAUCACUUCAGGAAAAACUACUGGAGGCUCAAUCACUAUCAGUUUUUGUGCAAUUUAAACCCAUUGAAGUGUCAUCCUUUUACAAUGCUAUCUAA
Messenger RNA from Amphimedon queenslandica, 552 nucleotides. RefSeq lists its product as uncharacterized. The transcript has 4 exons. The record is from RefSeq and is a predicted model, not a curated record. NCBI's taxonomy places the organism in Eukaryota, Metazoa, Porifera, Demospongiae, Haplosclerida, Niphatidae. Bases 1 to 552 code for a protein of 183 amino acids.